AUGGUCAAGCUUACGAUGAGAAUGGUGAAAAGACCCAACUACCCUUCAUUGCUUAUGAGUGUGGUGGUGUUGUUGAUGCUAGUCUCUUCAUGUGUUACAAGAACGAUAAGGUCAUCAAAAGGAGUAGCAAACACACAAUUCUUCAAGACAAUGAGGCCCCGAAUGUCAUCACAUCACAAUGGUGGUGCUGCCACCGCCACCUUCAAUGCCCUUCUUCCCAAGGCGGUGCCAAUACCGCCGUCCGGUCCUUCCCACCACCACAACGCCAUUGGCAUCGACACACUCCAUGAAUGA
Molecule: messenger RNA, 294 nt
Organism: Lactuca virosa
Lineage: Eukaryota; Viridiplantae; Streptophyta; Magnoliopsida; Asterales; Asteraceae
Source: the annotation of a GenBank genome assembly